GUAUACAUGCAUUACAUUGGCAUGGAGCAUGUGGGUCUAAAUUUUGCAAACCCCAAUACAAAAUUUUUGAAAUCUUCAUCUGAACUGGCAUCCAUCCAUCCAUCUACAUUUUUAUUUCUUCUUGAAAUUUGAACCUCCCCAUUCUUUUUCUGCCUCUAUUUAAACCUCUCUCUGCUCUAUUCAACUUGUAAUCAAUCAGGGUUUUUCUCUUUGUUUUGGGUCCUUGCCCACAACCUGUUCGACAAAUGUCCUCAAUGGCCAAUCGCUUUGUUUUUAGCGUUUUUCUUCUACUUGCCUCAUGGGUUUCAGCUAAUGCCAAUGGAGUGUCCCAACAGAAGGAUGCUGUAUACCCCAAGGUCCCAGUUCCAGUUCCAGCUCCUUCUCCUCCAGUUUACAAAGCGCCGUCGCCACUGCCGCCUGUGAAACCACCAACAACCCCUGUUUUGACACCACCGCCAGUUAAAGCACCCUACACCCCUGUUCCACCUGUCAAGCUUCCCCCACCUCCUUAUACUCCUUCUCCACCGGUCAAGCCACCGGUGAAGGCACCGUACACUCCUUCUCCACCGGCAAAGGCACCGUCUUCUCCUCCGCCGGCGAAGGCUCCUGUGAAUCCACCAGUGAAGCCGCCGUCCCCUGCAGCUCCUAGGCCACCACCAGUCAUUGGCAAGGCCUGCAACCCAGAAUGUGGAAGAAGAUGCCAGCUUCAUUCAAGGAAAAACGUAUGCAUAAGGGCGUGCUUGACAUGCUGCUACCGCUGCAAGUGUGUUCCACCGGGGACAUACGGCAACAGGGAAGUCUGUGGAAAGUGCUACACUGAUAUGACUACUCAUGGCAACAGACCCAAGUGCCCUUAAGCCAUCACAAGCAAACAAACAUGGCAUCUAUUUCUUUAUCUUCUUUUAAAGGGUUUUGUUCUGCAAUGAGAAGAGUCAGAAAAUCACUGGUUUUUUCACUUUUCCUAAAGGCUCUUUGGAACUACUCAAGAACAUAGAGGAUUAGGCCACAGUUUAUCAUAAUUAUAUGCUCUGUUCUUGAGUGUCUGAAUUUGAUGUAUGAUAAUGAUGGUAUGGUAUUGAUUAAUCUAUCUAGUGUUUGGUAUUGA
Messenger RNA from Cucurbita pepo subsp. pepo (vegetable marrow), 1105 nucleotides. The record is from RefSeq and is a predicted model, not a curated record. NCBI's taxonomy places the organism in Eukaryota, Viridiplantae, Streptophyta, Magnoliopsida, Cucurbitales, Cucurbitaceae.